ACCAAAUACAACACGGCAUACCAUGCCCCGUUUCCCGUUGCGCAUCUUCCGCCUCCCUUACACACGCGCGGCACGCCGGCGCCGCAUCUACACCAUGCUGGUUGUCAUAAGCGUGGUGGUUGUGUUCAUCAUGCCCUUCUACGUCAUCUACAAGCCCCCGAACCUUCUCAUCUGUUAUUUCCAGCGUAGGUGGCCCGACGUGCUCUGGCACGUGCCGGCUUCCGCUCUGCGCCGGAAUGGAAAAGAGACGGAAAAAGUGGUUGCUCUAACGAUUGACGAUGCACCGUCGACGUACACGACAGAGAUCCUCAAGGUGUUGGGGGAGAACGAAGCACAGGCGACCUUCUUCGUCAUCGGAGGUCAGGUCGGCGGACGAGAGACGAUUCUGCAAGAUACCGCCAAAGCCGGGAUGGAGCUAGGGAACCACGCCAUGCAUGACGAGCCGUCCCGCUCUCUGACGCCUUCGACCCUGGAUGACGAAAUCCGACAAGUCCAAGGCUAUAUCAAUCGGAACUACGAUGCCGUUGAUCUGCCGCAUCCGCCCAGGUAUUUCAGGCCUGGCUCGGGUUUCUUCAGCACGAGGAUGCGCAGACAGAUCACCGAGAUGGGCUAUCAAAUGGUACUCGGAAGUGUAUACCCGCAUGAUCCGCAGAUUGCUUACCCGUCCUUGAACGCCCGCCAUGUACUGAGUAUGGUGCGGCCUGGGAGCAUCAUCAUAUGCCAUGACCGACGCCAGUGGACGGUCCCGAUGCUAAGAAAGGUUCUCCCGGAGCUGAAGAAGAGGGGUUACAGGGUUACCACUGUCUCUGGACUAUUGGAUGCAGCGGGGAGGACCAAGGCCGCGUGAGCUAUAACAAACCGCUGUAGACAUGGGGGAUUUCGGUCACAGGAUCAGUUUUGGGCACUGAAGCCGAUGUGUCCUUGUGACUACACCACCAACAACGACCGAGGAUACGCUAUGUGGCUACUAGUCUUUGCGCGAAGGCUUAUUCAAACCGAAGAAGCUUUUCAUCACAACCAUGUCGCAUCUUCUGCCAUUUCCGGC
This is a messenger RNA of Exserohilum turcica Et28A, 1045 nucleotides long. RefSeq names its product carbohydrate esterase family 4 protein. Gene Ontology annotation, molecular function: hydrolase activity, acting on carbon-nitrogen (but not peptide) bonds. The transcript has a single exon. Gene Ontology annotation, biological process: carbohydrate metabolic process. Bases 23 to 847 code for a protein of 274 amino acids. Lineage: Eukaryota; Fungi; Ascomycota; Dothideomycetes; Pleosporales; Pleosporaceae. Gene Ontology annotation, cellular component: membrane. The record is from RefSeq and is a predicted model, not a curated record.